This is a messenger RNA of Cydia splendana, 2337 nucleotides long. Its product is annotated as circadian clock-controlled protein daywake-like. The transcript is spliced from 5 exons. The coding region runs from base 75 to 884 and encodes 269 amino acids. NCBI's taxonomy places the organism in Eukaryota, Metazoa, Arthropoda, Insecta, Lepidoptera, Tortricidae. The record is from RefSeq and is a predicted model, not a curated record.
AUCAGAUUUUACAAAGUUUGAAUGCUGCUCCUGACUGUGAACAGAUAGCUUUGCUUAUUAAUUUACCUUGACACAUGCAAUGUUCGGCCGAGUUUAUAUAUAUCAGUUGUAAACGACGCUCUGCAUUGAACAUUGAGAAAGCUUUGAGUUUGGUGUUGGAUAAAAAAAAAAUGGGUGCCAUAUUUUACUCGCUCGUGGUUUUGCUGCAAGUAACAGCGUUGCUGUCUACAUCACCCCCAAAAUGCAAGCCAUCAGACUCCGACUGCCUGAAGUCAGCGGCUCAAGCCUUGACGCCGCUGCUCGCGGCCGGCAUGCCCGUGCUCGGCACGGAACCGCUAGACGUGAUGCGCGUCGACGAGAUCCGCAUGGACCUGGCCGGUCUGCGGCUCAACAUGACCAACUCCAGUAUCAAGGGACUUAAGAACGCAGUUAUUGACAAAAUCAAAUUCGACAUGACUAAAAAGCAGCUGGUGAUUUUGUACCACGCUGACGUGGAGCUCACUGGACAAUACAAGGCAGCCGGCCGGCUGAUCAUCCUACCCAUCAGCGGGAAUGGAGACGUCAAGAUAGAACUCAAAAACUACAAUUCAAAGAUGUUGAUACCUUUCACCAUCGUGAAGAACAAGGAAGGCAAGGAUACGAUGCACAUGAAGGAGUUCAAAAACGAAUUUGACAUUAAAGACGGAGCUCACUAUUCGUUGACCAAUCUCUUCAAUGGCAAUAAGGUUUUGAGUGAUAGUAUGCUGAAAUUUAUGAAUGAAAAUUGGAAGCUCCUAUCCACAGAAUUCGGAGGAUCCUUAAUGCAGAAACCAAACAAAAAGAUAUUUCACGUAAUUAGAAAGUAUCUGCAGAACAAACCCAUAGACGAAAUCUUAGAUGUUUAAGAUUUUAAUACCAAAUAGUAGUAAUAAAUACAUAUAAAAGUAUAUAAAUAUGAUAGUAUAAGUAUAUGCAUAUAAUAGUAUAUAAAUUGUUAAUGCCAGGUGGAAAUUUUUUGAUUCUUUUUUUCCAUGAAGCGAACUUAAAGUAAUCAUGUCGCCAUAUAGUGACAUAGUAGGUAUAUACCUAGAUCCUAAUUAGUGAUAUUGCUUUAUUGUCACAUAAGUUCUUGAAGUUCACGUAGUAUAAAAUAACUAUGUUAAAAUAACUAAAAGUUAUACUAAUAUGUGUGUGUAUGUUGCAGUAGGUUUUCAAAAUAUAGGAAUAGUUCUCAAAGUUUUCCCGACAUUUAAACAAAACUCUGAGGAUUUCCCCCAUUGAAAAAUUUAAAAUUUUGUUUCUUAUAUAGAAUAAGGGCCUUUUCGUGUAAAAAUAUCAGCAGCAAUUCAGCUGAGCAUACCAAUGGCCUUCGGUCCACCUCAUCUUAAGGUUAGUUUCAUAUUGAGAUAUUCUAGAACGAUGUUUUUUUGGGCCUAAAUUAAAUAGACCGAACAUCAUGUUAUCCUUGCUUGUGUUGCUUGUUAGCUAGCCCAAUUCAAAAACAAACCGAUUCACUGUAGUUAACCUGACUGAAAUUAACUCAACGAAUGAUAUUUAUCAAUGUGUAAUUGUAAGUGAAGUCUUUUUUAUGCAUUUUGACAGAUAUUGACGUACACGCACACGCGAGCGUUUUCCAAAAAAAAAAGGUACAUUUCAUCAAAAUAUUCAUUAUUUAUUUAUAUUUAUAGUGUAGUAUUUUAUUUAUAUUUUUGUGUCUUCAAAAUAUUGACUUCUUGAACUCAUUUUACUCAGAAUCAUUUGUACAUUCACGCCUCAUUCAUGAAAAAAUGUGUCCCAUGUAUGAAAAAUUGUUGUCCAGUGCGUCACGUUCAUACAAAUAAAAAAAUUAUUCAUAUAAAAAUGUGACGAUCUUGGGACAUAUUUUUUCAUGUAUGAGGCGCGAAUAUACAAAUGAUUCUGAGUAAAAUGAGCCCAAGAAGUCAAUAUUUUGAAGACAUGAAUGACAUGUACAGUUUUUUUGGAAAACGCUCACUGUGCAGUGAUACCUACUUUCUGCUACUUAUUCGGCCAUUAUUGGACAUUAUGGACUUAUUUUGACUAGAAAGAGAACUAAAGUUGUACUUAUCUUGCCUUUUGUGACUCAUGUCAUAUCAUGUGGUGUGUGAGUGUGACGUACUUUUAGAUUAGAAAAUAUACCUCAGUCAUUACUAGUUAAGUUUUUGUUUUCAAGACAUGUGUAAAUGACAAAUCGAUUCUAUGUUUCGUAAAUGUACAGUAUUUGUAAAUAUAGAACGACUAAGAUUUUUGAAUAGAAAUAGAAAAUGUAAUACAUACAAUACAAUUUUGUUAAGUACAUACAAUACAAUAAGAUUAUAAUAGUUAUAAGUAAGUUAUGCU